This is a messenger RNA of Manihot esculenta (cassava), 1423 nucleotides long. Its product is annotated as thylakoid lumenal 29 kDa protein, chloroplastic. The record is from RefSeq and is a predicted model, not a curated record. Gene Ontology annotation, biological process: hydrogen peroxide catabolic process; cellular response to oxidative stress; response to reactive oxygen species. Gene Ontology annotation, cellular component: chloroplast thylakoid membrane. NCBI's taxonomy places the organism in Eukaryota, Viridiplantae, Streptophyta, Magnoliopsida, Malpighiales, Euphorbiaceae. The coding region runs from base 138 to 1187 and encodes 349 amino acids. The transcript is spliced from 11 exons. Gene Ontology annotation, molecular function: heme binding; peroxidase activity.
UAUCUUCUCGUGAAAUUAACAUACACAUUCUCCACACGUAUUGCCACGUAAGCCGCUCCAAUAUCCUCUUCCCUCUUCUCGUUGUUUCCGUUUUCUUUUUCAAGCGGUGAAGAACAAAGCGCGGAGCAGAGGCAACUAUGGGGGUCUCUUUCCUCUCAACUUUCCCUUCUCUGCUUCAUCUCUCUUCUCUGAGCAAUCCCAAUGCUGGCACUCACAGAUACCCUUCCUCUCGUGCUGGUCCCAUCCGUUGCAACAAAAUUGAGACCGAUGUUACUGGUGGCGAGAAUGUUUUCCGGCGAAGAGACGUUUUGAAAUGCUUUGGAGCUGCGAUUAGCUUGGAAUUAAUAACGAGCUCAGGAUCAUUCACUGAAAUGGCUAAUGCUGCUGAUUUGAUCCAACGCAGACAGCGCUCUGAGUUUCAGUCAAGUGUUAAGCAGACUAUUUUUACAGCUAUAAAGGGAAAGCCUGAAGUUAUUCCAUCAAUUCUCACCCUGGCACUGAAUGAUGCCAUGACUUUUGAUAAGGCUACAAAAUCUGGAGGCCCAAAUGGAUCUGUACGGUUCAGCUCAGAGAUAAGCAGACCUGAAAACAAGGGACUCUCCGCUGCUCUUGAUUUAUUAGAAGAAGCAAAGAAAGAGAUAGAUUCAUAUUCCAAGGGCGGACCAAUCUCCUAUGCAGAUCUUAUACAAUUCGCAGCACAAAGUGCACUUAAGUCCACAUUUCUAGCUUCUGCCAUUCGCAAGUGUGGUGGUAAUGAAGAGAAAGGGACCUUAUUAUACACUGCUUAUGGUUCUAAUGGGCAGUGGGGCUUGUUUGAUAAACAAUUUGGACGGACGGAUACACAAGAGCCAGAUCCAGAAGGAAGGAUUCCGCAGUGGGAGAAAGCAACUGUCCAGGAAAUGAAAGACAAGUUCAAAGCUGUUGGCUUCGGUCCUCGCCAGCUAGCAGUUAUGUCUGCAUUCUUAGGUCCUGAUCAAGCAGCUACUGAGGCCUUACUUGCUACUGAUCCAGAAGUUUUACCAUGGGUUCAGAAGUACCAACGCAGCCGAGAAACAGUGUCCGAAACAGAUUAUGAGGUGGAUCUGAUAACCACUCUCACCAAAUUAAGUUGCUUGGGCCAACAAAUCAAUUAUGAAGCAUACACAUACCCUGUCCAAAAAAUUGAUGUGACCAAACUCAAAUUAUAGAGGAAGCAAAGCAUUUGCAAAGAACCAGCAGCAGCUGUAGCAAUUCAACAACUAUUAUUUCUCGAGAUUUUUUGGGCGAGGUUACCGAUGGUCCUUGCUAGAGCUAAUCAUGUAACUCGUGUCACACUCUGCUGUACUAUCCUAGUUUGUAAUCAUCGUUUAUAAGAUGGAAACAAUUUGCUUAUUGACUUGUGGGAAUUAUGAUGGACUUUUUUCUAAUGGAUUUUUUUCUAAUC